UCUUUGUUCGGAUCCUGUUUCGUGGAGGCAAUCGACCUGUGGCCGUUGAAAAGUAAUGACAUCAACCGCCAGCGAAAGGGGGCGGCCAUAUUCAGAAGGAAGAGUAGCAUUGUGGGAUUGCCCAUUUUCAACAUGGCGGCGUCCAUGCAGGUUGUGUGGAGUUUAAUUCGUUGAAAAUUUAUUGGCCUAUUUGCGUCACUUUCUGAUGUGGCAUCACAGACACUAAACUCCUGUGGUUGAGAGUUGUAAGCACAGCAACCAGACCACAAUGCUGUUAGGAAGAGCAGCUGCUGCGGGUGCAUACAAACUUCUCUCACUUUCCCCUGGGAGUGUGUGUUGUGUACAAGUGAACACAAAGGCCAUGCUAGCAGGACGUUUGAACCAACCUAUGUUGUGGUGCUGGGGUAGGGCAUUAGGCAGAGAGAAAGGACAGUGUCUCAGUGUGCGUUUCAGGCAGGUGAGCAAUUACUCCAAGACCCAUAUUGACAAGAACAUCCUCAUCUAUCGCAACGAUGGCUUCACUUUCUUCCGUCUGGUGGGCCUCUUCGCUGUCGCCCAGCUAGGCUUCUGGUCCUAUCUGACCUACUCGGCGUUCACCUCCAUGACCGACUCUAGGAACUUUGAGCUGGUCAAGUACGGACCUGAGGGGGCACCUCCUGAGGAGAAGAACUGGACCUCGCUGUCAGGAAUACGGAUGAAGCUGCACUCUGGGGUUUGGAGAUACGCACUCACCAUGCUGUGUUUUGCUGUUGGUGGGUUAAUCUGCUUCGGGGCAUUGACAUACUCCAAGAAGUGCAUCCAUCGCAUUGUCCUGCGCAAAGGGGGCGACAGGGUCACCAUCAGCACCUUUGGCUUCUUCGGCCAGCCCUGGUCCUUCACCGUGCCCAUCGCCAAUGUCUCCUGCCGGCACUCCCGGCACGGGGUGCGGACCCAGCUGCCCAUAAAGGUCAAAGGGCACAGCUUCUUCUACCUGCUGGACAAGGAGGGCAAGCUGUACAACGCACCCCUCUUCGAUCAGACGGUGGGCAUGAGGAGAAUGCUGCUCUCCUGAGACUGCAGGGCCAGACAUGUCGGUUUCAACCGUUCCCAUGCAAAGGAAGGUGUACUCUUUGACCUUAUGAGGAGAGGGGAAAACCAGUCAUUUUUAGUGAUGAACAUCUGAAUGACAAUUGAUGUAUCUGGAAAGCUCAUUGGAGGUUGCUUGAGUCUUUAAGUUACAAGGUUAGGGGCUCACAGAAUGAUGGAUACUUGUCACAGGUGUACUUCCAAGUCAGGGAGUAGGGACCUCAACCUGGAGUGCGACGUGACCAAGUCUUGGUAGAGGCAGAAAAUCUGACAAAUGGGUGUACCAGUACAUUGACAGCAAGAAUCCACUUUCUGACACACUGAUUAAAGUCUUGUACACUUUAAACUGCAAAUCAUGUGAAAAAGAAUGAAUUAACUCACUUGUGGCCAUUUCAAGAGCCUACUCUGUGCAAACAAUUCACAAAACAAAUUUCAAUAAUGCAAAGUUUUUUUUUACAUAGAAAUAGUCCUGACGACCCUUUUUAUUUCAUUCACUCAGUUCCAUUAAAUUAUUACAAAAAACUGCUUACCGGUAACUUUGACAUGGUUUUGGUUUGUACAACAUGCUGAACAGUGACAGUAACAUAAUAAGUUGUUCAUUUUCCUACAGGUUGCUCUGUUAAUGAAACCGAGCCCACAUACAGUAGUGAUCUCUGUUCCAGUUUUUGUACAAAAUGUACCGGCUAAACAUGAAUAAUUUAAUUGUUAAAAUAUAUAGACACUUAGAGAACAGUUUUGCUGUUGGUAUCUUUAAAGUCAAACCAACCGAUCUGGGUGACUCAAGAUUCUUCAGGGUUACUCUUCAUCUAUCUUGAUUCUAACGCUAAAACUACAUGGUGAACUGAAUUUGCGAAAAAAAUAAAACUAGAUUCUGAAAAUUUAACUUGCAUCGUAAUAAGAGUUAAAAACAACGAGUCUUUUACAGCUGUAAUAUUUCCUGCUUUCAAUUAUAAUUCAAAGACACAGAUGUGCCCGCCAUGAAGUGUUAUUUUCUUUGAUAAAAACAUCAGGACCCUUUUUUGGGGGCCAUUACACCUGCAGUUCACUGGAACUAGGUUUAUUCCUGAUGAUGUGAGUAUAGAUUCCAUAAUAUGGAGUUGCAGAAAGUGAUGUGGUCCUAUUUACA
Messenger RNA from Acanthaster planci (crown-of-thorns starfish), 2191 nucleotides. It is a transcript of the gene tmem223, whose product is annotated as transmembrane protein 223. Gene Ontology annotation, cellular component: mitochondrion. The record is from RefSeq and is a predicted model, not a curated record. Lineage: Eukaryota; Metazoa; Echinodermata; Asteroidea; Valvatida; Acanthasteridae. Gene Ontology annotation, biological process: nervous system development.